UGAGAAUAUCUGUGUUCACUUGUGACCUCCAGGCAUGAGCCUGUGCUUUGCUUGCGAGGUUGGGUCUUCGCCCGCUCUUCGCUGAGCCUCAUGCUCUGGAAGAGCAAGUUCCUCUGUGAGACGCUCCCGUUGCUCCUGCUCACGGUGUUUCCUGUUUUCCUGCAGACUCCUCGAUGCAGAGGUGGACGGAUGCAGGCCGGCGUGAGGAGGCGUCUCCCGCGGUGCCGGGGUGCCAUGGGAGAGCGAGGACUUUCCGGAGCUGGAGGAGACCCCGUGGAGUGGGAGCGGGUCUCUGGAACCUGGGAAACACUUGCUACGUGAAUGCAGCCCUGCAGUGCCUGACCUACACACCACCCCUGGCCAACUAUAUGCUGUCCCCGGGGCACAAGCCAACCUGUCCCACUCUGACCGUCUGCAUGCUCUGUGCUGUGCAACGUCACGUCACUCACGCUCUGCGGAGCCCCGGACGCGUCAUCCAGCCUCUGCACGCCUUGAUCGAUGCCUUCCACCGACAGAAGCAGGAAGAUGCACACGAGUUUCUCAUGUUCGUCUUGGACGCCAUGCAGCAGGCAGAGCUGCACCCUGAGGGCAGGGGUCUCGUGCACCGCAUCUUCGGCGGCUGCUGGAGAUCCCGAAUCAAGUGUCUCCACUGCGGAAGCACCUCUGACACUUUCGAUCCCUACCUGGACAUCACUGUGGACAUCGAGGCAGCUCAGAGUGUGAAGCAGGCGCUGACACGAGCCACAGAGCCCGAGGAACUGAUCGGGGACAACGCUUACCAUUGCAGCGUUUGUCUCCAGAAGAGGCCGGCUACCAAGACCAUGUCCCUACACGCCUCCUCCGAGGUCCUGAUCCUGGUGUUGAAACGUUUCUCGGACUUCACGGGGGAGAAGAUUACCAAGCACGUGCACUACUCCGAGCGGCUUGACGUGCAGCCGUACAUGUGCGAGCGGGUCGGGGGCCCCCGCGUGUACACGCUCUACGCGGUGCUGGUCCACGCUGGCUCCACCUCUCACAGUGGACAUUACUUCUCUUACGUCAAAGCCGGGGAUGGCCGUUGGUACCAGAUGGACGACAACAAGGUCACUGCCUAA
Messenger RNA from Fukomys damarensis (Damara mole-rat), 1094 nucleotides. RefSeq names its product ubiquitin carboxyl-terminal hydrolase 17-like protein 6. Gene Ontology annotation, cellular component: cytosol; nucleus. Gene Ontology annotation, biological process: regulation of apoptotic process; protein deubiquitination. Bases 174 to 1094 code for a protein of 306 amino acids. NCBI's taxonomy places the organism in Eukaryota, Metazoa, Chordata, Mammalia, Rodentia, Bathyergidae. The record is from RefSeq and is a predicted model, not a curated record. The transcript has a single exon. Gene Ontology annotation, molecular function: cysteine-type deubiquitinase activity; cysteine-type endopeptidase activity.